CGUCUGCCUCUGAUGCGCUUUUUUUUUUUUUUUUACAUCUAUUUACUGAAAGCCCCCAUUGGAGGUGCACGUCCAGUGAGGUUAUACAAAGAUUGAGGAAAGCCCGAGUUAUAGAUGAAAAUGAAGAUGAUGGCCGGCUUCCCCUUUUCUCUUCUUUCUCUUUGGAUCAGUUUUGGCAGUGCUGAUGCUGCAAACCUGACAGACCCGCAGAUAUGCUACAUCUUGGAUGUCAUUCUGUUUGUUUAUGGGAUUAUUCUCACUGUCCUUUACUGCAGAAUGAAGCUACGGAGUAAAGCAGCGAAUAACUCAUACACAGGGAAGAAAGAUGCCGGUGAAGGUGUUUAUGAGGGUCUCAAGCCUCAUGAUCAGGACACUUAUGAGAUCAUCAACAUGCAAAAAGGAAGAAAAUAAGUCGAAGAAAGAUCCAAACAAGAGGAAGAAAUACGUUUCUCAUUUUGGAGAUUGUACCAUUAUCCGCUAUCAUUCUGUCUUAAACAUGUAGCUAUUAUAAAUAAGCAACUUAUUACAAAGUGUUUUUUGUUGUUUACUGUAAUAACCUUUGGUAAUCACAUGUGUUUGGCUUGGUUUCUUUGCGUACAGAGAUAAUCAAAUUAUCAAACAGAAUGUACAGUAGAAGCUGAUUAACAAAUCGUUAAAUGUUGUUUCUGUGUGAUUUUUCUAUUAGUUUGUUUAAAUUACAGUUGUGUUAAAAAAAAUAGCAGUACAACAUCAGUAACCUGAUGAACCACUGUUAUUAGUAGUAGUGAUAUUCCUGCAUUGCAAAUAAUUUACUUGUAGGUAUAGUAGUGUAAUAGAAAACCAACAGACCCAACUGUCAUGACAUGCACGCUGCUGAGUAAUUGGCUCAUUCAUUGAAAGGGGCGUGUUCAAAAUAAUAGCAGUGUGGAGUUUAAUUAGAGAAUUCAUUCAUUUUGUGAAAAAACAGGUGUCAUUAAUUGUCCUUUUAUUUAGGAAGAAGGGAAACAAAUGUUUCACACAUUGUUAUAAAAUAUAUUUCCUUCUGAAUUGCUAAGUAAAAUGAGCCUUUCCAAACAUUGUUCGGAGGAACAACGUAAUUUGAUUCAAAAGUUGAUUGGAGAGGGGAAAACGUAUAAAGAAGUGCAGCAAAUUAUAGGAUGCUCAGCUAAAAUUAUCUCAAAUGCUUUAAAAUGGCAACAAAAAUCCGAAACACGUGGAAGAAAACGAGCAACUACUAUUAAAACGGAUCAAAGAAUAGUCAGAAUGGCAAAGAUUCAGCCAAUCAUCACCUCCAGAAAGAUCAAAGAUGAUCUAUAAUUACCUGUAAGUACUGUUACAGUCAGAAGACAUUUGAUCAAAGCUAAGCUAUCAGCAAGAAGCUCCUGUAAAGCACCAUUGUUGAAAAAAUGGCAUGGGCAGAAUCGGUUAAAAUUUGCCAAGGAACACAUCGAUUGGCCCAAAGAGAAAUGGCGUAACAUUCUGUGGACUGAUGAGAGUAAAAUUUUUCUUUUUGGGUAUAGUGGUCAUUGACAGUACGUCAGGCGACCCCCGGGUACUGAAUUCAAGCCAGAGUACACUGUGAAGACAGUGAAGCAUGGUAGCGCAAAAAUCAAGGUAUGGGAUUGUUUUUCAUACUACAGUGUUUGGCCUAUUUAUCGUAUACCAGGGAUCAUGGAUCAGUUUAAAUACAUCAAAAUACUUGAAGAGAUUAUGUUGCCCUUUGCCAAAGAGGAAAUGCCCCUGAAAUGGCUGUUUCAACAAGACAACGACCCCAAACACACGAGUAAGCGAGCAACAUCUUGGUUCCAGACAAAAAGGACUGAGGUAAUGGAGUGGCCAGCUCAAUCCCCUGACCAAAACCCCAUUGAAAACUUGUGGGGUGACAUUAAAAAUGCAGUUUCUGAAGCAAAACCCAAAAAUUCACAGGAACUGUGGAAUGUAGUUCAUUCAUCCUGGGCUGAAAUACCUGUUUCUAGGUGCCAGAAGUUGGUUGACUCGAUGUAACACAGAUGCGCAGCAGUUAUCAAAAACAAUGGUUAUGCAACUAAAUAUUGAGUAUGAAGAGAACAAUGUUGACACUGCUAUUUUUUUUUAACAGAUUAAUAUUCCUUUUCUUUGCUUCCUGUAAAAGAAUAACGCAGACUUGAUAAAAUUUGUUAAAGCUUUGAUUUGGAAUUGAAUGUGUAAUGUUUCCACUACAUUUGAAAUAUGGAAAUAAAAGCUAUUAAACAAUA
This is a messenger RNA of Myxocyprinus asiaticus (Chinese sucker), 2213 nucleotides long. RefSeq names its product high affinity immunoglobulin epsilon receptor subunit gamma-like. The transcript is spliced from 5 exons. Gene Ontology annotation, biological process: cell surface receptor signaling pathway. Lineage: Eukaryota; Metazoa; Chordata; Actinopteri; Cypriniformes; Catostomidae. Gene Ontology annotation, molecular function: IgE receptor activity. The record is from RefSeq and is a predicted model, not a curated record. The coding region runs from base 115 to 411 and encodes 98 amino acids. Gene Ontology annotation, cellular component: Fc-epsilon receptor I complex.